AUGCUCAGGCUCGUUCUCGUCCUUCAUGGGGUUAACAAAGUAUCCUGUUUGGACGGCGUCUGUUAGAGAUGGGCUUGUGUUGGCAAAUUGGAAAUGGUCGCUCAGCUUCCAUGCUUCACUCUACUUGGGUUCCUCAAAAUUAGUUUGAGCCCCUACGAUAUAAUCCUAAGGUUCUCUAGGCUAGGGGUGACCCUCCAGUCUCUGAGCUGAUUUGUCCGGGGGAGGGACGCUGGUGUGACAUGAAGCUUUGCCAAUGGUUUGACCCAGCUACUUGUCGUAGUAUAAAAGCCAUUCCACUCCCGAGGGAGAAUGUGGAGGACAGACUCAUUUGGCAUGAUACGACUGUUGGUGAAUUCUCGGUUAAAUUUGGUUGUCUCCCUUGAUCGGAGAAGAGGAAGAUGGAAAGCGACGGUUGGUUGAAUGGAUAGGGCCAGUUGGAUUCGACUUUGGAAUGCCAACAUUCUGCCGAAAUUAAAAGUACUAUUUUUUUGGCGGGUGUUCAACCGGAUCCUCCCCACGGCGGAAGCCCUAAUCCAUAGAAAGGUCCUGGUUCAUCCCCGAUGUCCGGUCUGUUGGGAUAGUUCCGAAACAAUGGAACAUCUAUUCCUGGAUUGCCCGGUGGCACGAGCCCUUCGGGGGGCGGCAGGGCUGGAACAUAUAGGGGAGAGUUUACCCCGUCACACUUUUCCGCUCUUUCUCAAAAAAUUGAUGGCUUUACUUGAUCAGCCUGCACUGUUUCUGGCAAUAGUGGCCAUCCUCUGGCGCAUAUGGCGAUCUAGUAACUGGGUGGUUUUUGAAGGCAAACAGUAUGGGAUCACUACUUUGAUGCGCCAUUUUACGCAGCAAUAUGAGGAAUGGGUGAGGCUCCCGGUUGAUAUACCUCUUCAGGCCCAUGCCCCCGCAGCUCACCAGUCUAUCCGGGAGGAUUCGUCUGUGGUCAUCAUUGGAUGGGAUGGGGCUACUCGGAGGGGAUCGCACUAGGCGGGAGGAGUGGUGCUUAUGUCCCAGAAUCGGGAUGUCCUUUGGGCUGUGGGGAUCCAAUUCUCGGUCAUUGAUGACCCUCUCGUAGUGGAAUUACUUGUCCUCCGAGAGGCGAUUCUUUGGUGUCUGGGUCAAGGCUUAACGAGCGUGAGGUUUGAAGGGGAUGCCAAGGUGAUCAUCGAGAAAAUAAGGCGGGCUGAUAUAAGAGACAAUAGGGUGGGUGUUGUGCUAGAGGAAGUGUUCGAUUUAUAGUCGGAGUAGCAAUAGAGUAGCUCACAUGGUGGCUAGAAAGACCCUCUCUCUGUACCCGGCUAUGAGUCGAUUCUUUGACUUUCAGGCCUUGCUGAUAUCCAGGGUGUAACUGUCUAUCUUUUUUGUUGAUCCAAUACAAGAUUAUCUUUUGU
Molecule: messenger RNA, 1385 nt
Organism: Linum trigynum
Lineage: Eukaryota; Viridiplantae; Streptophyta; Magnoliopsida; Malpighiales; Linaceae
Source: the annotation of a GenBank genome assembly